Sungouiella intermedia is the source of this 3639-nucleotide messenger RNA. Lineage: Eukaryota; Fungi; Ascomycota; Pichiomycetes; Serinales; Metschnikowiaceae. The record is from the annotation of a GenBank genome assembly.
AUGUCAUCCAGAUCCACUGAAUCUCCCUCACCACACCGCCGAAACUCACCAGAUUCUUACCAACUGGCGGUGAAGGGCCUCGAACAAGAAAAACAGAUGGUGGCUGCGCUUAAGCGUCUUUCCAUCGGCCACUUGAUGAACCAUGACCCAGACUUGCCUGUCCCGGAGGCUGAAUUGCAUAUGUUUGACCUGGAAAACCAUGACGACUCCACAUUUUCAGGCGACUCCUUGUCUUUGUCCAAGACUCCGUCUCCUCAGACUUCCGACUCCAACAUACUGGCCCAGCUUUCCCUCAAAGACUCCGAAGUGCCAUCUUCAUACUCCCACUCGGCAGCUAGACGCUCUCGCUUGAUGGACCAGGAGUUCGUUGACGCAAAUAGUGAACUCAGCCAGGAAAAUAUCGACGUGGACUUGCUUUGGGUCCCUGCUAACUUGCACCCGGAGGUCAACCCCCAGCAAUUCAAAAAUCACGUUAAAAGCACUAUCGAUGAGCUUUUGGAGCGCAAGUUGUCAAGAAGUAAGUCGGCCAAGCGAUCGAAGAGAUCCAGUCUCUCUCUCUCCACUACAGAUCAGGACCAACUUACCCAGGCCAUCAACAGAUCCAAAUCGGGCAAAGAAUCGGAUUUCGAUAACUCCAACAGGUUCAGCAAUCCAUCUCUUCGUGAACUUAGCACUGAAUUAGAAGCGCUUUCCCGAAUGGCAGGAAUGGACUCCAAUGACGCCGUCACCUUAGCUCGUUCCCUCUCCACAUCAUCUUUGGGAUAUACGGAUGUGGAAAAACUCGCAUUUGAUGAGAUGAACUCGCCCAACCGAUCCUCUCCCACGUCCAAUCAGGCUGAACUCUUAGACUUUGGAGUCGACGAAACAUCACCAACUUCUCGAAAGUCAUACGUUAUGUCAAACCAAAUGAUGGGCCAGGUUCCAGUGUUCCAAGGAUAUCCUCAACAGUCUCGCCAGAGACGUGCGUCUCCAUCAAGUAGACUGCUGUCCAGACAACCUAUUCAUGAAUCCAGCACAAGAGUCAAUCCUCAACAGUACGGCGAAGACUUCACUUUGAAGCGCAGUCGUCGUUUGGAUUACCGCAAAGGUCCAUCAUCAACUCCCAGACAGUUGGGUUCUCAAUUACAGAAUCACAAGGCUGAAAAGCUUGCUGAGUUGAGACACAACCUCUCGGGGACAUCGUUGCCAAUUACUGGAGCAUCAGGAGAUCUAUUGAGUGUGGAGAACUCUAGCAAGUCCUCCAGAUUGAGCAUUCAAAGCAUAAACCCUAGAAGCUCUCAGAUCCUUUUCAGUUACAAGUCUCCUUCCGGAGGUUCAUCAUCAAGAGAUUCGCUCAGUUCGUCUUCUAGAGAAUCACAGACAGCGUCAAUGCGCAAAGUGAGGGACUCUCCAUAUGGUGCAGCGUCAUCGUCUUCUGCUUCGCUUGAAAACCAUUUGCAUCACACCAAAUAUGGUCAUCAAAAUCCAAAGCAUACAAACUCAGCUUCUUCUAAGGGCAGAAGUCACACUACUUAUCAAGGAGAGAAACAGCGAUCCUCCCGGAAAGUUUCGCCAUCCACAGCAUAUCCAAUGGAUUCUAGGCCCUUGAAAUCCUCUCAUUCAUCUCAAGUUCCUCAUCAAUCGCGUCAAAGAAAGGUCUCUCCCUUCAAUCAAAAUGCUCCAUAUCCUCAGCAGGCUCAGAAUAUACCUCCUGCUCAAUCUUAUCCACUGCAAAAGAAUGCUCAAAAUGCGUAUCCUUCUCAUAAUGUUCCACAUCAGCACUCGCGGAGUACUCACCAACAAAUGUUGCAAGUCAAGGGCCAGUCUGGUGUUGCAGUUGUGCCUCAGACUGGCACCCGUCGUCAACAUGGCGACGAAGAUCGAGGCAAUCCAUUUUAUACCUCUCGAAUGGGCCUUUCUAAGAGAGAUAAAUCGAAAGAGCUCAAUCAGAAUUUGGAUCUUUUAAGAAAUGAGAUCAAUGAGUUCAAAGAGAGUUUAUCUAAGUCUGAUCCAAAAGAGGGUCUAGCCAAAGAAGCACAAAAGGAUGUAGCUCCAGUCAGGCAAGCUCAAAAAGAGAGAGUCCAGGAGACACCAGAUUUCAGUUUUGAUCUUUCCUCACACGAUGUGAGUUACGAAGAUUCACUUGGAAUGGAGCAGGAUGUUCUAACAGAACUUGCCACUGAGACGGAAGGGCCGGGCCGUGGAGCAACUGUCAAGACCACCCCAAGAACCACUUCUAGAAAAACACCAAGCAGUAGUGUCUACACACCUGAGCCUACUGUGGAUACCAAGCAAUCUCCUGUGGAUAUAACUCCUCCAACCUCGGAAUCUAACAAUUUACAUGCGUUGUCAACUGAACCUGAGAUCAAAACCGACACGGAAUUGGUGACUGAUGGUAGAGAUGAGCAAAGACCCUCUUUGAAACUGAUGGUCAGCCUAGAAGACUUAUCGACGGACCAGGAUUUGCAUCAUGAGAAGACUGAGAUGGUGAAAGAAUCAUACCAGCCCAGUCACGAGCGAGCUUCCGGAAACAAAGUAGACGAAGUGCCCAAGACGGCCAAUGAGCCAGUUAUGACGGCUACAUCAAGGUCCGAUGCAUCAAUGAAGAAGAAGAAAUCAUUUGGUUCAUUGGCAGCCAAGGCAGAUUCAGAUAAGAAGAAAACAGGAAAAAAAUCUUGGUUGUGGUCCAGAGAUCGUUCGGUUAGUGCUACUUCGACUAUCGAAGAAAAGACUAACAAUGGUCCAGCUCGUUCUGUUUCGUCUCCAGAAAUCAAUUCUACUAAGAGAGAGCUUCCCAAGAAAGAUGAGGCGACAGGAAAGGAGAAUGUCAUUACUAAGCUUUUCAAGAAAAAGAGAAGCAAUUCUGUCUCUAGCGAGAAAUCAAGUACGCAAAUAUCUCCUCGUAAUCUGUUUUCCGACAAUGUGGAUACUUCAGACACUACAGAUGUUGCUUCGAGGAUCAGCGCCAAGUCUAACCACAGUAAAGAGUCUAAGGAGACAGUGGUGGAUCUGAAGUCUGAUAGUCGGAAAGCAAGACAAGAGGAAUCCAGCCAUCACUCUAAGAGUGACGAAACGGUGACUUCUAGAAUUAAAAACAAGUUCAAACAAAUCGGCAAGAGCCACGAAGAGAAGGCAGAACCUCUAGUCGAGGACACUAUUCCUGAGGUGGAAGAAGAAAGUCCAGAAGAGGCUAAGCCGCAAUCUACAUUGGAAGUUCAGGAAAAGCUCAAGAAGACUAUCAAGCGGACAUCCAAGCCAAAUCAGCCGAUUCAAUUCACGGAUUCAGCAUUUGGAUUUCCCUUGCCACCUCCUUCUCAUUCAACGCUUGUGAUGAUCGACUACCGUUUCCCUGUUCACGUGGAGCGUGCAAUUUAUCGGUUGUCCCAUCUUAAGUUAGCUAACCCCAAGCGGUCUCUACGCGAGCAAGUGCUUCUCUCAAACUUCAUGUAUGCAUACUUGAACUUAGUGGAUCAUACGUUGCAUUUAGAGCAACAGAUGGAACUGGAAGAAAACCUUGAACAGCCUGAUAACGAUAUGGAUAUGUUUACACCGGACGAGGCCGAUACCGAGUUCGAGACCGAUGACGAUCUUGACGAAGGUGCAUUCGACAGCAUCAAACUCGACUUAGACGUCCAAGACACACAAAAAAUAUUAGUCUAA